AUGGCAACAGCUAUAGAUCUUUACAGCAGCAGCUCAAUGACACCAGAUUUAUCAGAUUCCUUGAGGGAGGAUCAGCUCAUGAAAGCACUUAUGCCUUUUAUGAAAAGUGUUUCAGCAACCUCUUCUUUGACAUCUAUUUCUUCUUCUAUUUCUUCACCAACCUCUCCUUCUACUUCUUCUUCCUUUUCUUCCUACCCUUCUUCUUACACUUACCAUCCUCCACUCUACUCUUCUCAGCCCAAUUUGUACCCUGACUUUUGCUCACCAUCCACAACCCACAUGUUUGAUCAUUUUGAGCAAACAGGUUCAAUAGGGCUUAACCAACUUACCCCAUCUCAAAUUCUUCAAAUCCAAACCCAAAUGGUCCUCCAACAACAGCAGGAACACCAACAAAAGGAACAAAUUGCUGCUCUUGCUUCUCCAGCUUCACUGCAAAACCAAUAUCAGCACCAAAACCCUCGCACCCUGAAAUUCCUCACCCCAAAAGCCAUCCCAAUGAAGCAAGUUGGUGCUCCCUCCAAACCCACAAAGCUCUACAGGGGAGUGAGGCAGAGGCAUUGGGGCAAGUGGGUUGCUGAGAUUAGACUUCCCAAGAACCGAACCCGCCUAUGGCUUGGUACCUUUGACACUGCUGAAGAAGCGGCUUUAGCUUAUGAUAAAGCUGCUUAUAAGCUCAGGGGAGACUUUGCUCGGCUCAAUUUCCCUCAUCUCAAGCACCAAGGGGCUCAUGUCUCUGGCGAUUUUGGCCACUAUAAGCCUCUCCACUCCUCAGUGGAUGCCAAGCUCCAAGCAAUUUGCCAGAGUUUGGCUGCUAAUUCGGCGAAACAGGGGAAAACAGGGGAGCCCUGUUCUGUGGCAGAGAGAAAGCCAGCGAUAUCAUCUCCUUCAGAGGUUUCAUUGAAAACUGAAUUGAAAGGUGAAUGGGAGUUUACUGGUGCAGAGUGCUAUAGACCGGAGAUCUCAUCUUCGCCAUCUCAGUCCGUUGAGUCUUCAGCCGGGUCCUCUUCGCCGGAAUCCGACAUUACCCUCUUGGAAUUUUCGGAUUCUCAAUGGGAUGAGGCUGAGAAUUUCGGACUAGAGAAGUACCCUUCAGUGGAGAUUGACUGGUCUGCUAUAUAA
This is a messenger RNA of Prunus armeniaca (apricot), 1119 nucleotides long. The record is from the annotation of a GenBank genome assembly. NCBI's taxonomy places the organism in Eukaryota, Viridiplantae, Streptophyta, Magnoliopsida, Rosales, Rosaceae.